This is a messenger RNA of Ogataea haglerorum, 4863 nucleotides long. RefSeq lists its product as uncharacterized. The record is from RefSeq and is a predicted model, not a curated record. The coding region runs from base 1 to 4863 and encodes 1620 amino acids. Gene Ontology annotation, molecular function: ABC-type peptide transporter activity; ATP binding; ATP hydrolysis activity. NCBI's taxonomy places the organism in Eukaryota, Fungi, Ascomycota, Pichiomycetes, Pichiales, Pichiaceae. The transcript has a single exon. Gene Ontology annotation, biological process: transmembrane transport. Gene Ontology annotation, cellular component: fungal-type vacuole membrane; fungal-type vacuole.
AUGAGUCUUGCGUCGUCAAAUAGCACUCCGUGCGACUCAUAUUGGGCAGUAGACGACUUCACCGUGUGUGGAAGGCAGUUGGUGGAGAGCUGGGUGUCAGUGCCGUUGGCUUUGUCCGCUCUGGUAGUGGCUUUCAAUUUGCUGCGAAACUUCCUUGCUUCACGAAAAGCAGAGCCAUAUUCGAAACUAGACGCGGAACAACAACCAUUGCUGCAGAAUGGCCGUGCAUUGUAUACCUCCUCGACCGAGUCCGGGACCACCGACAUCUCUCAGAGGCAUUUCGACAUAGCAUUGCUCAAACCUAUCAAGGAUGAUGGCAAGCCCAUUGGUGUCGUCCGCAUAGUUUACCGCGACACCGCGGAGAAAUUGAAGGUUGCUUUUGAAGAGGUUCUCCUGGUAUCACAAACCGUUCUUGCAUUUCUCGCAUUGUCCCGUCUUGAGGACUUUUCAGAGUCUCGUUUCCCGCUUGUGAAAUACAUUAAUUUUUCGUUGUGGUUCUAUUUGACGGUAAUAACCUCUGCUAGACUUCUGAAUGUCUCGAAGGGUUUUUCCGCAAACAUAGUGGACCUCUGGUACCAUUGUGCUGCCCUCUACAAUCUACAAUGGUUUAAUUCGGCAAUGCUAUUCCGCUCAGCACUCUUACACCACGUGUCUGGGUCGUAUGGGUACUGGUUUUACGUUGCCCAAUUUGUCAUUAAUACGCUCCUGUGCCUCACGAACGGUCUUGAGAGACUGUCAGAUAAACCCGCAAUCGUGUACGAGGAGGAAGGUGUGACGCCUUCUCCAGAGACGACCUCGUCCUUGAUAGACAUCAUAACGUAUGGCUAUCUCGACAAAAUGGUGUUCUCUUCAUACUGGAAACCAAUCACCAUGGACGAAGUUUGGGGGCUGCGUUACGACGAUUACUCUCACGAUGUGCUGGUCAGAUUCCACAAACUGAAAAGUUCUGCUAGAUUCACCCUCCGCCUUUUCCUGCAAUUUAAAAAAGAACUAGCGUUGCAAACACUGUGCACCUCUUUCGAUGCGAUUUUGACUUUUGUGCCCACUCUGUGUCUCAAAAAAAUCUUGGAGUACAUCGAAUCUCCGCAUACCAAAUCCAGGAGCAUGGCGUGGUUCUAUGUGCUCAUCAUGUUUGGGUCUGGGGUUAUUGCGUGCUCAUUUUCGGGAAGAGGUUUGUUCUUGGGCAGAAGAAUCUGUACGCGUAUGCGGUCGAUUUUGAUUGGCGAAAUUUAUUCUAAGGCUCUGAGAAGACGGCUCGGCUCGACAGACAAAGAGAAGACCACCGAAGAAGAGAACGAUAAGUCGGCCAAGCCCAAGAAAGAAGACGAGUCUUCGAAUAAGGAACUGGGUGGUAUUAUCAACUUGAUGUCUGUGGACGCCUUCAAAGUGUCUGAGAUCGGUGGCUACCUUCACUAUUUUCCUAACUCGUUUGUGAUGGCUGCUGUUGCUAUCUACCUGUUGUACAAGCUUCUUGGCUGGCCCUCCCUUAUAGGAUCAUCUACGCUCAUAGGCAUCCUGCCUAUUAAUUACAUGCUAGUGCAAAAGAUCAGCCAGUACCAGCAGCAGAUGCUUAUGGUGACCGACAGGCGAAUCCAGAAGACAAAUGAGACCUUUCAGAACAUCAGAAUCAUCAAAUACUUUGCCUGGGAGGACAAAUUUGCGGACACCAUCAUGAAGAUCAGAGAGGAGGAACUCAGUCAUUUGGUUGGUAGAUCUAUCGCUUGGGCGCUCUUGAUUUUUCUUUGGCUCGUGGUGCCUACUGUCGUCACGCUGAUCACCUUCUUUGUCUACACUGUUAUCCAGGGGAACGCUCUGACGUCACCGAUCGCGUUCACGGCGCUUGCGUUGUUCACGUUACUGAGAGGUCCUGUGGACGCACUGGCUGACAUGUUGUCCAUGGCUAUGCAAUGCAAGGUUUCUCUGGACAGGGUGGAAGAAUUUCUGAACGAGCCCGAAACUACAAAAUACCAGCAACUGUCAGCUCCUAGAGGUCCAAACUCGCCUCUCAUUGGUUUCGAGAAUGCCACCUUCUACUGGAGCAAGAACAGCAAGGCUGAGUUUGCGCUCAGGGACCUCAAUGUGGACUUCAAGGUCGGCAAGCUGAAUGUGGUGGUUGGACCAACUGGUUCUGGUAAAAGCUCGCUACUGCUCGCUCUUCUUGGAGAGAUGGACCUUGACAAGGGUAAUGUUUUUCUACCGGGCGCCAUUCCUCGAGACGACCUCACGCCGAACCCUGUGACUGGUCUGACGGAGUCUGUGGCCUACUGCUCGCAGACGGCGUGGCUGCUGAACGCCACGGUGAAGGAGAACAUCAUUUUUGCGUCGCCGUUCAACCAAGAGAGAUACGAAGCCGUUAUCCAUGCCUGUGGACUCACGAGAGACCUCAGCAUUCUGGAGGCCGGCGACGAGACCGAAAUCGGCGAAAAGGGCAUCACGUUGUCGGGCGGACAGAAGCAGCGGGUGUCGCUGGCCAGAGCGCUGUACUCGUCUGCCUCGUACCUUCUGCUGGACGACUGUUUGUCGGCUGUUGACUCUCACACAGCGGUGCACAUUUACGAGAACUGUAUCAACGGAGAGCUGAUGAAGGGCAGAACCUGCAUUCUUGUGUCGCACAACGUCUCUCUCACGGUCAAGGAGGCCGACUUGGUGGUCAUGAUGGACAAUGGCCGCAUCAAGGCGCAAGGAAGCGUGGACGAGCUGAUGCAGGAGGGUCUGCUGAACGAGGAAGUGGUCAAGAGCGUCAUGCAGUCGCGAUCGGCAUCGACCGCCAAUUUGGCAGCGCUGGAUAACAAGUCACAGAUUUCGAGCGAGGCCAUUGCUGAAGGGCUUGCGAAGAAGACGCAGCAACCAGACCAGCGCAAGAAGUCGAAACUCAUCGAGGACGAGACCAAGUCCGACGGCUCUGUCAAAGCUGAGAUCUACUACGCUUACUUCAGGUACUUUGGCAAUGUGGCCCUGUGGAUCAUGAUAGCUAUCCUGUUCAUUGGCUCUCAGUCCGUCAACGUGUACCAGUCGUACUGGCUGAGACGCUGGUCGGCUGUGGAAGACAGGCGCGGCAUUGCUGCAUUAUCCCACGCCAAUGACAUGAGUCUGCUUAUCUUCCCUUCAUUCGACAGCAUCAACUGGCACAGGCCGCUCGUGAACUAUGUUUUGCAGCCGUUCGGACUGGCAGUGGAGGAGCGCGGCACCAUGUAUUAUAUUACCAUCUAUAGCCUGAUUGGUCUGGCGUUCGCGACGCUAGGGUCUAGCCGCGUGUUUCUGACGUUCAUGGGCGGUCUCAACGUGUCGAGAAAGAUCUUCAAGGAUUUGUUGGACAAGCUACUGCAUGCAAAACUGCGUUUCUUCGACCAGACCCCAAUCGGCCGUAUCAUGAACAGGUUCUCCAAGGACAUCGAGGCGAUCGACCAGGAGCUCGCGCUCUAUGCCGAAGAGUUUGUCACGCAGCUGAUUUCGUGCCUGUCGACGCUCGUUGUGGUUUGUGCCGUCACGCCGGCCUUCUUGGUGGCCGGCGUGCUGAUAUUGCUGGUCUAUUACGCCGUGGGCGCUCUCUACCUGGAGCUUUCGAGAGACCUGAAACGGUACGAGUCGAUCACCAAGUCGCCUAUUCACCAGCACUUCUCCGAGACGCUUGUUGGCAUGACCACGAUCAGAGCCUACGGAGACGAAAGACGGUUCCUAACACAGAACUUUGAGAAGAUAGACCUCAACAACCGUCCGUUCUGGUAUGUCUGGGUCAACAACAGGUGGCUGGCGUACAGGUCCGACAUGAUUGGCGCCUUCCUCAUCUUCUUCGCGGCAGCCUUUGCCGUGGCGUACUCAGACAAGAUCGAUGCCGGUCUGGCUGGUAUCUCGCUCUCGUUCGCCGUGUCCUUUAGAUACACAGCCGUCUGGGUGGUCAGAAUGUACGCCUACGUGGAGAUCAGCAUGAACUCUGUCGAGAGAGUGCAAGAGUACAUUGAACAGACUCCUCAGGAGCCGCCGGAAUACCUGCCGCAGGACCCAGUCAACUCGUGGCCGUCGAACGGCGUGAUCGACGUUCAGGACAUAUGCAUCAGGUACAGCCCGGAGCUACCGCGCGUGAUCGACAGCGUGUCGUUCCACGUGAACGCGGGCGAGAAGAUCGGGGUGGUGGGCCGCACGGGUGCUGGAAAAUCCACCAUCAUCACGAGCUUCUUCCGGUUUGUGGACCUCGAAAGCGGCAGCAUCAAGAUUGACGGCCUCGACAUCUCGAAAAUCGGUCUCAAGUCGCUGCGGAAGGGCCUCACCAUCAUCCCGCAGGACCCUACCCUGUUUUCGGGCACAAUCCGGUCGAACCUGGACAUUUUCGGCGAGUACGGCGAUCUCCAGAUGUUCGAGGCUCUUCGCCGUGUCAACCUCAUUUCGGUCGACGACUACCAGAGAAUCGUGGACGGCAACGGCGCCGCUGUCGCAGACGAGACCGCCCGGGCCCGUGGAGACAACGUGAACAAGUUCUUGGACUUGGACUCGACCGUCUCCGAGGGGGGCAGCAACCUGUCGCAGGGAGAGCGGCAGCUGCUGUGUCUCGCCCGUUCGAUCCUGAAAAUGCCAAAGAUCCUGAUGCUGGACGAGGCCACGGCGUCGAUCGACUACGAGUCGGACGCCAAGAUCCAGGCCACCAUCAGAGAGGAGUUCUCCACCAGCACUGUUCUCACGAUCGCGCACAGACUCAAGACCAUCAUCGACUACGACAAAAUUCUCUUGCUAGACCACGGCAAGGUCAAGGAGUACGACCAUCCUUACAAGCUCAUCACCAACAAAAAAUCCGACUUCCGGAAAAUGUGUCAGGAUACGGGCGAGUUCGACGAUCUGGUCAACCUCGCCAAGCAGGCAUAUAAGAAGUAA